Molecule: messenger RNA, 459 nt
Organism: Gilbertella persicaria
Lineage: Eukaryota; Fungi; Mucoromycota; Mucoromycetes; Mucorales; Choanephoraceae
Exons: 4
Coding region: 1-459 (152 amino acids)
Source: RefSeq, a predicted model, not a curated record
AUGACAAAGGUUGUUCUACUCAAGUUGGCUUUUCUAGGUUUCUACAAGGUGAUCAAGCAAGGCGUACUGCUGAUUCAAGACUUUCCCUCUACGGUUGUGCUCUACUUUGGUCAGUAUCUGCAAGGCUAUCUAUCCAUGUUUACUGCUGGCUCUCGAUCGUCUCUUCUUGGUUGCGCUUGGUUAUGCUUGGCUGUGCUUGGUUGUGGUCAGCAAGUUCCACGAUCACAAGGCGCCUUCAAGGCUAUCCAUCAAGACAUACCGAUACCUCAAAACUGUCUCUCUUUGAUAAUGCUCUAUCUUAGUCCGUAUCUGCAAGGUCUUUUGUACAAGUAUCACUGGACUUUCAAGACUGGUUUUCCUAGCUCUGGUUCUCUUUGGCCUUCCAAGGUGUUUGUUCAAGGCUUCAACAGGUCUUCAUGGUGUGCGUUUCCUUCUUUGAGUCUUCUUGUUUCUGUUUAA